Molecule: messenger RNA, 832 nt
Organism: Helicoverpa zea (corn earworm)
Lineage: Eukaryota; Metazoa; Arthropoda; Insecta; Lepidoptera; Noctuidae
Gene: CSP10
Product: allergen Tha p 1-like
Exons: 2
Coding region: 57-524 (155 amino acids)
Source: RefSeq, a predicted model, not a curated record
CUGUGGCCAUUAUAUGCAUAAAUGUCGUCACAAUGCUUGAUUAAUUCAAGAGGUGGAUGCAGUAUAAAUUGUGUUAUGGGCAUGAUGCAGGCGUCACAGCCCAGCGAAGGGUCGAACGGUGCUCACGGGAAAAACGGAACAAAAUGAAACUCAUAGUCGCAGUUGCUUUAUUAUACCUGGUGGCAGAGUCCUGGGCCGCCUCCACCUACACUGACAAGUGGGACAACAUCAAUGUGGAUGAAAUCUUGGAGUCUCAACGCCUUCUCAAAGCAUACGUCGAUUGCCUUCUCGACAGAGGACGCUGCACUCCCGACGGUAAGGCUCUCAAAGAGACUCUCCCAGACGCCUUGGAAAAUGAGUGCAGCAAAUGUACGGACAAGCAAAAGUCUGGUUCAGACAAAGUGAUCAGGCACUUGGUGAACAAGCGCCCGGAAAUGUGGAAGGAACUGUCUGCCAAGUAUGACCCUAACAACAUCUACCAAGACAGGUACAAGGACAAAAUCGAAGCCGUGAAGGGCCAGUAAAGCAUUGAGGAGUCAAGCCGAGGAUGUGCUUAGCAAAUGAAGACACGGGUGGUGGAAAUGGAAAUUUAUGAUCAGACGCAGUUACCAAAGCUUUAAUUGGAGUUUAUUUACAUAAAUAACAUGUUAUUUUUAUUAAGUAUUUGUGUUUAUUUUCCGAUGACUUCGAGGUAUCCGAAUAUUUAUGACACACAUGCUUUAUUCAGUCAUUCACAGAACUUAAUUGACUGUUAUCUUAUAUACUAUUAUACAUACAUAUAUACUUGCAUACUUAUAGAAACUUCAUACCGAAUAAAAUUUAUUGAAAUAUA